This is a messenger RNA of Acipenser ruthenus (sterlet), 5616 nucleotides long. RefSeq names its product myb/SANT-like DNA-binding domain-containing protein 2. The record is from RefSeq and is a predicted model, not a curated record. The coding region runs from base 3 to 1742 and encodes 579 amino acids. Lineage: Eukaryota; Metazoa; Chordata; Actinopteri; Acipenseriformes; Acipenseridae. The transcript has 4 exons.
CCAUGUCUGUGAAAUCACAAUUGAGUCGUAUGAGGGGCAACCUGUUGCCCCUCAGUAUCCCACCAUGCACCGUUCCUCGCACCCUUGACGUCAGCUCCCCUCCCUCUCCCCCUAGCAACAGAAUCAAGAUGGCGGCGCCCAGUAACGAAGAUCAUUCGACCAAAAUAUCUACGCCGUUAAAGAUUCCCAAAACCGAGGCUCCCUCUCCGGAAUCGGGCGAUUUGAGCGACUGUAACCCGUACCAUUCCAACCCAUCGACCCCUAACAGAUUCUCCCCGCUCAAUAUCGGAACCCCGGGCUCGGCAAGUGCAGGCCGGGGUGGAUCGGCCUCUGCCUCCAAUAGCUUUCCCGCCUGCCGGGGCAUGUCUUGGACCCCGUCCGAAACGAACGCCCUGAUUGCCGUGUGGGGCAACGAGCGGCUGGCGGAGGCGCGGAUGCAGCAGCUGGAAGGAGCCGGGACUGUGUUUUCAGGCAAGGCGCCGGGGCCAGCCAUGUACGAGCGGGUGUCCCGGGCGCUUGCAGAACUCGGCUAUGAAAGGACCCCUUCCCAGUGCAGAGAAAGGAUAAAGACCCUGCGGCGGUGUUACAGCCGAGUGAAGGAGCACGGUGUCGGCAAGAGGAAGAGCAGCUACUCCAUCGAGCAGCUGGAGAAGGUGUUUGGACAGGGGGGCUGGGACUCUCAGUCCUGCCAGCCCGUCCUCAUCAACAGCAGUGGCCUGUACCAGGAGAUGGAGUCGGACGGGAGCACCAUGGGGGACUACUCUCAGGAGGACUGGGGCAACCAGGAGCUGCCCUCCUACCAGGACACAGAGGCUGAGGAAGUGAGUUUUGCAAAAAAGAGAGUGCUGCAGCGAAGGCAAGAAUCCUCUGAAGAACAACAGAGACACGGGGUGAUGCAGAACGUGAUGCGCAUCCUGGAUUCCGUGCAGCUCAAAUGGGAACACUUCCAGACCUGGACAGACUUCUCGCGGCUGCACCUCUCCAACAAGCUAGCCAUCUUCGGUGUGGGCUACAACACGCGCUGGCGGGAGGAGAUCCGCUACCAUUACGCCGAGAUCAGCUCGCAGGUGCCCCUGGGCAAGCGCCUGCGAGAGUACUUCAACCCGGAGAAGACAGAAGGCCGUGUCAUCAUGACCAAGGUGCAGAAAAUGAACUGGAAGAACGUCUACUACAAAUUCUUGGACAUCACCAUCAGUGAGGCCCGUUGCUUGGAGCUGCACAUGGAGGUGGACUGGAUCCCCAUUGCCCAGUCCCGGGCGUCUGGGGGCAGCAAUGGAGCGCAGUACCUCCUGCCUGGGGGCAUCCCCAAAACGCAUGGCCUGUAUGCCAUCGGUUUUGAGGAGGCGCCUGCCUCUUCUGUUUCAGAUUCUGGUGACAAGACUUCUUCGCAAGUGACAGGAGAAUCCGCCAAGCCCCUUGUGAAAUCUGAAUCACGAGAACAUGGGGAGGAGUCCUCCCCCAAAGUGACCUACUGCUACCUGGGCAUAGCGGAGGACAGGACACUGCAGCAGUGCUUGUUCCAGCACUUUCAGAGCGGAGGCAAGUACUUUGGCACGGGGGAGUCCUCCGCAGUCACCAAGUUCAUUGCAGAGAACUGCAGCGCGCAGUCCGGAGAAGGGGCCUCCCCUCCACGAGCCAUGUAUAUUAAAUUCAUCGAGGUGGAGCUGGACUUUCUCUCCGCAGGCUCCUUGGUUGAGUCCUUGGAAAUAGCAAUCGGAUAUUCCUUAAAGUUUAACAAAUAGGAGCACUUUGUCAGCAGCUUAAGGAUGUAAAAAUGACGGACCUGCUGCUACUUAAACAAUUAUGCAGGAUGUCUUUUAGCUACUGCCUUUGCAACUGCAAUGAUUUCAGAAAGGCUAUCAGGGAGGCAGCGUCUUUGUGUUGCAGCUGUUUCUAACAGGGGGGGGCAGAGUUGAAUGAAGAGGAGUAAUCAAAGAGGACUUCCCUGACUGCAGGCUGCACUCGGCCAAUCUUAAACCUGCCUUGAAUCACUUUGUACCGCCCUUUUCUGUCUUUGGAAGUUAAACUUCAACCAGAGGGCCAGCGAGGAGCGAGAUGGUUUAUUUAAUUGUUUUAAAUAAUGUAAACGGAGGGGGAGAAAAGGUAUUGAAUUGUGAACAUUCCAGACAUUUCGUAAUGGGGGUGGGAUUACUGUAAUAACAUCUGUCUUGUUUUUUAUGUUGUAAACACAGUAUUUUUUUCAUUUUCUUUUUCCAUAAUCCCACAACUACACCUUUUUGUAUGUUUUACAUUGACGGUAUUGCAGUGACAGGUGUUGUUGACUGUACAUUAGGGCUGUGGGUUAAGCCUCAAAAUAGCAAUCGAUUAAUCGGGCCCACAAAAUAUACUCGUUCAAGUAAAUAUCGAUGAUUAUACCAUACAUACAUUUUCAGUGCAUUCCUCUUCCCGUGACGUUAUUAUUUUAAUAUCAUUGCUGUAAAAUCUUGAGCACAACAAUUGAAUGCAAGUGGUAAUUACGCCUUGGUAGUGUCAGAAGAAAAAAACACAACAUUCUCAACAAGUCUAAAGCAAGUUUAACAUUACAGGGGUGUUACUAAAAUAUUUAUUGCAAACAGAUUACAGUACUUUGGAAUGUAAGCUAUAUAAACUAGACACGAGUUUAUGAAAAUCAUCAUGCAUUGCAUCUUGUUAAUACUUUACCACCUAACCUUCACUAUCUGUUAAACACAAUGCAGAAAUCCCUGCCCUAAAAUAAUAAUAACAAUAAUAAUAAUAAUAAUACAUUGAUUUACUUCCACAACAUGCAUACACGCUAGCUGAUCCUUACUCCAAAAUUGCGUUUAACAUCACUGAUCCUUUAUUUAUUUAUUUUUAACAGUUCAUUUUGAAACUCCAAAGAAGCGCAAACUAUAUACAGUCAGUUUUCUUCAAAGUGCACAAUUUAUUUACAGGCUGUUUGCCAUGAGUACAAGCCUGUUGUCCUGCUCUGGAUACAAGGUGGCAUGCUUUUUGGUUUUGUAUGUUUAUACAGUGAAUACACAGAGGGGCGUACUUACAAAGCAUUUUCAAAUCUGAUUCGCUGGUAGGAUGGGACCAGCAAAUCAGAUGCUAGUGAACACGAGCAGGAGAAGACGAACACGCCCACUGCUUGUUGUUGACAGAAAUACUGUAAAUAGCAAGGCAGUGCGUUCGGUGCAGUUUCGUUGAUCAACUCAAACAAUGUUCUUAACUAUGAGCGCCACAAAAAUUAAAUUAUUGAAUCGAUUGUCCAGUAUUUAUAUCGAUGUAUAUAAUGAGGAAUGGAAUCGAAAAAUCAAUUUUCCAUAUAAUCGCAGCAGCCCUACUGUACAUUUGACAGGCUGGAGGCAAUCUGCCCCUUUCACCCCCUGCUAUUUAAGAAAGUGGGUUUGCUCUACUUUCUAAUGCCAUGUCCUUUUAUUUAAAUGACUUCAGCUUCUAAAAGCUUGAACUUUGAUGUGCAAAUUGAACAGGUUCCGUGAAUCAAAUAUUAAAGGGUUCAGGUUGACCAUGUACUUCUGUCCAAGGCUGAUUGCUUUUUUUAUAUUAAUGCGACUGUGUUAAAUAAAUGCACCUUGCAUACACUAGUUCCAUAGUGGUAUAUAUAUAUAUAUAUAUAUAUAUAUACACGAGGUGGCACCGUUUUGUUCCCAAGAGGAAGUGAGUCUCCAUGAGUCUUGUAAUAAACAUUUUUUAUUUGUUUUCAGUUCCUUGUUGUUCAGCACACGUCAGUACAGGUGUGAUGUAAUCUGCACUACUGGUACAGCCGUCAUGGAAAUGCCCUCACUUGUACACAUGAGUACCAGAGAACACCUUGUAUUGUCUGAUAAUCUGCUGGUACCAGUGGGGGCCUUUGAAACAGGUUUCACAGACUCCUGGUUUCUCACCUGCUUUCACACAUGAUAUUGUAACACUAGUUUUUGCAGCCCUAAGUUUAUAGAUAUCGGGGUGGGGGAGAUGAAACACUUGUGCUCUUCAUAUUUAAUUGUCUUUAUUAGUAAACCUACGAUUAUAUUGAUUGAACAAACAGGCACUUAUUUUCAUCAGAUAUACCUUAGAUAUGUAAUAGAAGUCAUUUGAAUUAUUUUAAUUACGUUGCCAAUUUUAAUAAUCUCUCCAGUUCCCUUAUCUGUUUGAUUGAGAACUGCUGAUUGAUGCAAAAUGCAGUAAUGAUGUCAGUGCUGUAAUGCAAUGCGCCGGUCCCAUGAAAGCCAUAUUUUUAUUUUUGAGCAUGCAAGGUCAGUUUUAAUAUUUCAUUUUUGAAAUGGUUUCCAUGCCUUUUAUUUGCAUUUUGUACUAGCUGUGUCACUUUUUUUGUUGUUUUUACAUUCAAUUUAAUUUAUGGCUAAAUUGACUUCCCUUUAAUGUGCUUACUUUUAAUUCUAAUGGGAUUUUUACUUAACAAAUGGAAGAUGGAUAUUGUGUGCCAGGACAAUGAAACCAGGAUUAAAAUCACAAAAGGGACAGGGUUGGAUAUAAGACUCUCAUUGCAUAGCAGUUUGAUCCGUUCCUGGUUUUACAAUGUUUAAGACACACCUAAGAUUGUUAUCCAUACACUGUGGAAAGCAAUACACAAGCAAACAAGCUGCUGUGCAACAGGAGUCUUAUUGCCAUCCCUGAAGUAUUUGUGGCUGGUAGAAGCUAGAUUUACUGUACUUAAAAGAGAAUAUUUUUUUUUAUUUUAAGGACAGGUCGAAAUCCCAUACCUCUUGUUAAGGACAGGCUACUCAAUGUACUUUUUAUUUAUUUAUUUUUUUUUCAAUAUAUUUAUACUCCACUUCCCUCUCAAUGUUGUCAAAUUUUUCAAAUGUGCCAUCACCCUACAAGUAAAUAAAUAAUAAUAAACAAUUUGCACAGCAGCUAAACAUAAGAAACGUAGGAUCUGCAGCGGGUCACAAAGUGUGACGUUACGAACGGGAACUACUGUGUACUACCAUUAAUCAAAAUGUAAUAGGAAGUGAUACUAUGUCUGUUAUCUAUUCCUGAACGUUGUUCAGUUACCUCAUUUGUAAAGCAAACACAUUUUUGUUUAUUUGAAUUUUUUUUCAUGGUCAACUACAUUUUAUAAUGUACUCUUUUUUUUCAUUCAAAUGUUAAACAAGCUUGAGUUGUUUAUUAUUAAAUAUAUGUACGAAUUUAAACACUGAAACAGCACCUUUUCAUAUUUCAACAGUGGUGUUCUAAGUGCCUUUCUGUAAACUAAUGAUAUGUUUUGCUGGUCUUGAUGCACAGGCUCCUGGAAUAUUUGGUUGCUUUCAUCUCCCAACUUUGUUAACCAAGUCAAACAAGUUGCAUUUAGGUCUAGCGUAGUAAGUUAUGUUCAUGCUUCUUCAGAUUUCACGGCAUUAUUUUAUAAUGGGUCUGCCUAAGGUUAUCCUUAAGAGUGGGUAACUAUAGGUUAUAUUUUCAACAAAAUUCAUCCCACCCAUAACAUACUUUUUAAAUUAUGCAAACGCAUCCCAAUCUGUGAUGGGACGUGUUUCUUUAAUUCUUAACACCAGUCUUUAUAAGUCUGAUUUUAAAUGUCCCUAUGCAAUGCACGCCCAGUACAUUGUACUCAUGUCCCUAUUGCAUGUUUUGGCAGCAGGGGGCGCUGCUCCUUCGUUUAAUAAACCAGGCUGCAGUGUGUUUGCUUUC